CAUCGUCAUCUGUCACAUUGAUGUAAACAACGUUGCAUAGUGAGUUGCAAGACAUAAUUAACCUGUUUACUGUUGCUGUUUACAAGAAGAGACGGUGGUAACAAGGUGAUCAUGCCGGUGUAUAAGGUAACUAUUCGCGCUCAGUUCGAAAAUGUGACGAAUCUGGAGGCUCCGGGAGAAGACUUCAGGUAUUGCAUCAAGACUAAAUGUAACUCAUGCAAUGAAGUGAGCGAGAAGUGGCAGUACGUCUCCGCCGAUGAGCAGGUGGACACGCCUAAAUCCCGGGGCACCUGCAACAUGGCCGUCAAGUGCAAGCUCUGCAACCGUCACAGUACACUGGAUGUGCUCAGAAGCAGGCAGCAGAGGUACACUGCAGAGGACAUCCCCAACUUUAAGGAAAUCAUCGCAUUUGAGUGUCGAGGAAUUAGUGUUGUUAACUUCAAGUUUGGUGACGGGUGGCAGUGUCAGGGGACGGAUAGCAAGACCCCCUUCACCAACCUCAGCCUAGACGAAGAAUGGUGCGAGUACGACGAGAAUGCAAACUGCCCCGUGGGAAUCUCCGAGCUGGAGUAUAAAAUUGACUAGUGGUGGUACAGUGAGAAUGUAAACGGCCUCAUCAGAAUAUAAAAUACGUGGAGACAAAAUUAAGGAGUUUUAGUGACGUCUGACCGAGCGAUGAGGUUUGUGUGGUAAUAAUUUUUUUUAAUUUUAGAAUUAUGUGAAUUUCUCAUUUUUGUUAAUUAAAGAAUAAUUACUUGUGUGUUCAUAAUAAUACUAAAGUGAUGCGGCUUUGUUUCUUGAAUCAUUUGGGUGUUGAAAUAAUAAGACUUACAAUCCAUUUGAUACUAUGAAUUAUUAAUAAAGAUUUUAAAGAAUGGUAAAAAAAAAUACUUGUCUUAUCCUUCUUAGUCAAGUUAGGAUGAACAUUUUUAGCUGGGAGUUAAAUUUAUACCGUGAGGGAGGAGGGAUUGUGUUGAAAAUUUACAAGCAAGAACAGAUCAUUUAUUAAUUUGGAUUCCCAUCUCUUGUAAUUACCGACCUUUUUCUGUGUUUGACGGCCCGAGUUGUUGACGUGUAGAGAUAAUAUUUUCCUGUGGGGUGCUGACCGUUUUUCUCAGGCAGGUGUGUUGUUCGAUAAGUGAUCUUACUGUACCUGAUGACCAGCACUCAUUACCACCACACACCCCCCCCCCAUCACAUUUGUUUCAUCUUAACUAUAUAAUCCAGUACUGUAUAUAAUGUUGGUCAGCAUUAACCACAGUAUAGUCAGUUGUUCCACCACCUUAUAUAAAGUUGGAUAUAAAACAAUAAGUUGACAAUGUAUGAGUUUAUUUUAUAGUCCAUGUUAUUAUAUAAUAAUUAGCAUCAUUGGUCGACACACAAGAGUAAUUUACCAACAAGGAAGAGACGACUUACCUGUGUUUUGUUUUGGACAUCAAUAAUACACACACAUUGUUCAGUCUUUUUUAACUACCUAUAUAAAAUGUGGAUAUAAUAGACUUCAUUCGGUAUAUAGCGGUGAACAUAUCACAUGAGAUGACUCCAGCUCCCGUCUCUUUGGUAGUACGGAGAGACGGAAGCUUUCGUUCCGUACAAAAUACACCGAGCAUUCUGAAUUUGACGCCUCGACCGAAUAUAAAAAAUACGUCGUCUAAUGCAUACUGCACGGGGCCCCGCUCUGACCGUCUGCCGGUGUCGAUUCGUCGCUCCGUCCGGCGAAUAAACUCGUGGAAAGGCGAAUAAAUUGACGGCGAUAAAUUACCGACGCGGAGCAACACAAUAACUAUGCCGUCUUCGUGGUGACCGCCAGCGGGAAAACUCCCCCAACACCGCCGUUAACGGUGUGAGGUAUGAAGCGAACUACGAGAAGACCUUAAGACUGUCAAGUGAAUUUUCUCAGCGAUUCAUCAACUGACACACGAUGGAAGGUGUGGCCCCGCUACAGUUCUUUGCACCAAUACUGUAUUUCAUAAAUUCAAAAUACUUGAUAGUUUUUAUCAUCCUUUAACUAAAACUGCUCCUUAAAGCUAUGAGGAGAGAUAUAUGGAGAACUUUUAUAUAAUAUAUAUAUACAGUAAAAACUAAUUUUCAGUACCUGACUGAAUGCUACAUCAACCUAGAGCCAAUUUUACAUACAGGAAAAAUUCUCCAAUAUCCAACAAAUAUUGUGUUAGACCGCUUGACCUCACGUUACUGCCCUCAAGGUUAACUUAAAUAAGUAUUACAUCAAUAACCUCUUUAAGUGGUGACAAUCAAGCAUCUCACACCAUUAUAUAAACUAAUAAAUUUAUCUUCUUAAACUUGUGAUAUAUGGCCAGUUAGUGUUUUGUGCUGUUUAUAGUAGUUUAAAAAAUAACUGAUGAUGUUAGAGGUAUAAUUAGUCACAGGUAGAAACUGUCUAUGAGCUACCUGGCACACAUCCUCGGCCACCACAGUACCGAGACCCUUGGAGCAGAGCGAGGCUGUGUGUUACAUCCCAGUGACUCACACCGAUGAUGUAUUGUGCAGGUUAUAAUGUUGUGUUGCCUCGGGGUAAUUAGGAAGAUAUAGGGUGAAGAGGGUUAGGUUAGGUUAGACAAAUUUAAGGCGUGUUGUUGUAGCCUUAAACAAGAGAGUGGUUGACCGUGUAGGAAAAAGUUUAACAGCACCGCCUCCAGUUCUGAUAAAGAGGACGACUGGAUUUAUUUUAUCGAUGGAUUUGUGAAUAUUCUCCAGUCCUUAAUUUACCAGGAAAGAAGUACGACUGACUGGCUACAUUAGGUUAACUUUGAAGUUAGGUUAGGUUGUGAUGAAUAUGACCGAGUGUGACGGUGUUUGGGACUCGCUAGGUUGACUGAAGCUCCAUCAUAACUCUCCUCACUUCCAAUCUACUGUUGAAGGUUCCUCUUAACUGGCCAUAUGGUAGUUGAUGACUUAGUUACCCACGGGCAGCAUCACGACGUCAGCGAUCUAUAUCCUGGGAAGAAGAAGCUCGCUGGAGGGGAACUCUACCAAGAUCCGUCAAGUUUAUUGAACUUUAACUGGCCGCAUUUGACGUUUCUCUCGUGUAUAAUAUCGACCGACACUUUCGGCUCAAAAUUUACAGUUUGUCUUAAUUCACUCAGGCCUUAUGACCACAUUGUGCCAAAUAAUCUGCAAAUAUUAGUACGGAUCGUAACACUUGACGAAUCUCCAUUGAAAAGGACAUACACGUAAAGCAGUUUAGGGCCUCCAGCCGGUUAACACGACUGUCUGAUACAAACAACAAGAGCCGUCGGUAACUCAAAUGGCUGGUUCAGUAGAGCAAAUGUUCCUCCUCUACACUGCGCACACACGCACACACACACACACACACACAC
This is a messenger RNA of Homarus americanus (American lobster), 3338 nucleotides long. Its product is annotated as CXXC motif containing zinc binding protein-like. The record is from RefSeq and is a predicted model, not a curated record. The coding region runs from base 112 to 585 and encodes 157 amino acids. The transcript is spliced from 5 exons. NCBI's taxonomy places the organism in Eukaryota, Metazoa, Arthropoda, Malacostraca, Decapoda, Nephropidae. Gene Ontology annotation, molecular function: zinc ion binding.